AUGGAGAAAUACAUUAGAGUACAGAAGAUUGGAGAAGGUUCAUUCGGAAAAGCCAUUCUUGUCAGAUCUACAGAAGAUGGCAGACAAUAUGUUAUCAAAGAAAUUAAUAUUUCAAGGAUGUCCAAUAAAGAGAGGGAAGAAUCAAGGAGAGAAGUUGCAGUGCUAGCAAACAUGCGGCAUCCAAAUAUUGUCCAGUAUAGAGAAUCAUUUGAAGAAAAUGGCUCUCUCUACAUAGUGAUGGAUUACUGUGAAGGAGGGGAUCUGUUCAAAAGAAUAAAUGCUCAGAAGGGCAUUUUGUUUCAAGAGGACCAGAUUUUGGACUGGUUUGUACAGAUAUGUUUGGCCCUAAAACAUGUACAUGAUAGAAAAAUUCUUCAUCGAGACAUAAAAUCACAGAACAUAUUUUUAACCAGAGAUGGAACAAUACAACUUGGAGAUUUUGGAAUUGCUAGAGUUCUUAAUAGUACUGUGGAGCUGGCUCGAACUUGCAUAGGAACCCCGUACUACUUGUCUCCUGAAAUCUGUGAAAACAAACCUUAUAAUAAUAAAAGUGAUAUUUGGGCUCUGGGGUGUGUCCUAUAUGAGAUGUGCACACUUAAACAUGCAUUUGAAGCUGGCAAUAUGAAAAACCUGGUACUGAAGAUAAUAUCUGGAUCUUUUCCACCCGUGUCUUUGCAUUAUUCUUACGAUCUCCGCAGUUUACUCUCUCAGUUAUUUAAAAGAAAUCCUAGGGAUAGACCAUCAGUCAACUCCAUAUUGGAGAAAGGCUUUAUAGCCAAACGUAUUGAAAAGUUUCUCUCCCCUCAGCUUAUUGCGGAAGAAUUUUGUCUAAAAACAUUUUCCAAGUUUGGAGCACAACCUCUACCAGCUAAAAGACCAACUUCAGGACAAAGCUUGGCUUCUAUUAUGUCUGCUCAGAAAAUUACAAAGCCUGCUGCUAAAUAUGGAAUACCUUUGACAAAUAAGAAAUAUGUAGAUAAAAAAUUGCAUGAAAGGAAACCACUCCAGAAAUAUAAACAGGCCCAUCAAACCCCACUGAAGAAAGUGAAUCCUGGAGAAGAAAGGAGGAAACUGUUUGAGGAAGCACCAAGAAAAAGAAGAUUGGAAUUGACUGAAAAAGAAAAGAAACCUAAGGAUCAGGUUAGUCUGCUGAAGGCUGAGCAGGUGAAAAGACAGGAAAAGGAAAGGUUGGAGAGAAUAAAUAGGGCCAGGGAACAAGGCUGGAGAAAUGUGCUGAGUGCUGGUGGAAGCGGUGAAAUGAAGGCUCCCUUUGUGGGCAGUGGAGGGGCCAUGGCUCCAUCAUCUUUUUCCUCUCGAGGACAGUAUGAACAUUAUCACGCUAUUUUUGAUCAAAUGCAGCAACAAAGAGCAGAAGAUAAUGAAGCUAAAUGGAAAGGAGAAAUACAUGGCCAGAGGCUUCCAGAAAGGCAGAAGGGGCAGCCAGCUAUGGAAAGAGCAAAACAAGUAGAAGAGUUUCUACAGCGAAGACGGGAAGCAAAGCAGAACAAAGCUCGGGCCGAGGGGCAUAUGGGCAUCCUGCACAACCUGGCAGCUCUCUAUGGAGGCAGGCCCAGCUCUUCACGAGGAGGGAAGCCGAGAAACAAAGAGGAAGAGGUUUAUUUGGCAAGACUAAGACAAAUAAGAUUGCAGAAUUUCAAUGAACGCCAACAGAUUAGAGCCAAGCUUCGUGGUGAAAAGAAGGAAACUGACAGCUCUGAAGAUCAAGAAGGAAGUGAGGAGGCCGAUGUGAGGCGUAAAAAAGUGGAAGCCCUGAAGGCCCAGGCAAGUGCCCGUGCAGCCGUCUUGAAGGAGCAGCUUGAGCGCAAGCGGAAGGAGGCUUAUGAGAGAGAGAAGAAGGUGUGGGAGGAGCAUUUGGUGGCCAAAGGAAUAAAGAACUCAGAUGUGUCUCCGCCUUCAGGGCAGCAGGAAAUGGGGGGUUCUCCAUCAAAGCAGCCAAUGAGACCUGUUAUUUCUAUGACUUCGGCUUUGAAGGAAGUGUGUAUGGACAGAAGUCUAACUGAUGCCCAGGAAACCUCAGAAGAAAUGCAGAAGAGUAACAGUGCUGUUUCAAGUAAGCGAGAAAUACUACGUAGAUUAAAUCAAAAUCUUAAAGUUCAAGAAGAUGAAAAGGGAAGGCAGAGUCGUCCUGAAAUGGGUACAGUAACUGCUCAUGAAGAUAUCAAAGAGCUGGAAAAAGAAAAGUCAGUUUCAUCGGAUCGAAAAAAAUGGGAGACAGGAGGCCAGCUUGUGCUUCCUGUGGAUGAACUGGCCCUGGACGCUUCCUUCUCUGUGACAGAAAAACAUACAGUGGGAGAGGUUAUUAAAUUAGAUCCUAGUGGAUCUCCAAGAAAAGUCUGGGGGAAAAGUCCUACAGAUUCUGUUCUGAGGAUACUUGGAGAAGCUGAACUGCAACUUCAGACAGAACUCUUGGAAAACACAACUAUUAGCAGUGAGAUUUCUCCUGAAAGGGAGAAUUGCAAAUCCUUAAUUAUUGAAGGAGAAAAAGUGAAAUGUAUUUCACUUGAAAUGAACCCAUCAGCUACUGUUGAUUCUUUGGUUGAGACAAACAGUCCAAACAUUAGUGAAGCAUCUCCACAGACAGCAUUGAAACCAGAAGAUUUGGAGGAGCCUGCUGACUUGGAGGCAGAAGUACUGCAGGAGCCAAGUAGAGCAGACAGAGAUGGCGGUUUGCCCCACCCCGUUCUCGACAUGUGGGUCAGUGAGAGAGAAGGAGCAGAGGAGGUUGAGUUGGAAGAUAGGAUCACCAUUCAGCAAAAUGAACUUUCUGAAGAUAAAGCCCCGAGCAGUGUGGAUCACGUUAGUGAGGUUCACGUAGAACCUGGAGUGGAUGAUUCUCCACCCUCUAAGCAUGAUAUAGAUAAAUCUAUGCAACUGGAACCAUUUUUCCAUAAAGUGGUUUAUUCUGAGCAUCUGAAAGCAGGUUCUCAGGUUCAGUCAGUUCUCUGUUCACCAGAAGAAUCCUUUCCACUUCGAUCUCACUCUGAUUCACCACCAAGAAAUAAAAAACAGAAUUCCUUGCUGAUUGGACUUUCAACUGGUCUGUUUGAUGCAAACAACCCAAAGAUGUUGAGGACAUGUUCACUUCCAGACCUCUCCAAACUGUUCAGAACACUGAUGGAUGUCCCCACUGUGGGAGAUGGACGUCAGGACAAUCUUGAAAUGGAAGAUGAGCAUGUUAAGGAAGGACCGUCGGACUCUGAGGACAUUGUGUUUGAAGAGGCUGAUGCAGACUUACAGGAGCUCCAGGCCUCCAUGGAGCAGCUGCUGCGGGAGCAGCCAGGGGAGGACUACAGCGAAGAGGAAGAGUCGGGCAUCAAGACCAGUGAUGAUGCUGAGCAGGCCGCCAAUGGCACAGACGUGGGCGAGGAGGAUGACAACCCCAGCAGCGAGAGCGCCCUCAACGAGGAGUGGCACUCGGAUAACAGUGAUGGGGAGAUAACUAGUGAAUGUGAAUAUGAUAGUGUCUUUAAUCAUUUAGAGGAACUGAGACUUCACCUGGAACAGGAAAUAGGCUUCGAAAAGUUCUUUGAGGUUUAUGAAAAAAUAAAGGCUGUUCAUGAAGACGAAGAUGAAAAUAUUGAGAUUUGUUCAACAAUAGUUCAGAAUAUUUUGGGAAAUGAACAUCAGCAUCUUUAUGCCAAGAUUCUUCAUUUAGUCAUGGCAGAUGGAGCCUAUCAAGAAGAUAAUGAUGAAUAA
Molecule: messenger RNA, 3717 nt
Organism: Rangifer tarandus platyrhynchus (Svalbard reindeer)
Lineage: Eukaryota; Metazoa; Chordata; Mammalia; Artiodactyla; Cervidae
Source: the annotation of a GenBank genome assembly